ACAAGAUGGCGGCGGCGGCGUCGCAAGGCGGGAGAAGCGGCGGCGGCGGAGGCAGUAGUGGGCCUGGCGGCGGCCCCAGCUGCGGGACAAGCAGUAGCCGCAGUGGUUUGUUGGAUAAGUGGAAGAUUGAUGAUAAGCCCGUGAAAAUUGAUAAGUGGGAUGGAUCAGCUGUGAAAAACUCUCUGGAUGAUUCUGCCAAAAAGGUUCUCCUGGAGAAGUACAAGUAUGUGGAGAACUUCGGUCUCAUUGACGGUCGCCUCACCAUCUGCACCAUCUCCUGCUUCUUCGCCAUAGUGGCUUUGAUCUGGGACUACAUGCAUCCCUUUCCAGAGUCCAAGCCGGUUUUGGCCUUGUGCGUCGUAUCCUAUUUUGUGAUGAUGGGGAUUCUGACCAUUUAUACCUCAUAUAAAGAGAAGAGCAUCUUCCUCGUGGCCCACAGAAAAGACCCUACAGGAAUGGAUCCUGAUGAUAUUUGGCAGCUGUCCUCCAGCCUCAAAAGGUUUGAUGACAAAUACACCCUGAAGUUGACCUUCAUCAGUGGAAGGACAAAGCAGCAGCGGGAAGCCGAGUUCACCAAGUCCAUUGCUAAGUUCUUUGACCACAGCGGGACAUUGGUCAUGGAUGCAUACGAACCUGAAAUAUCCAGGCUCCAUGACAGUCUCGCCACAGAAAGAAAAAUAAAAUAGCCAAUUCUAAAAGUUCUCCUUCUGCUGGAUCAUACGAAUUACUGGUGGGUAGGGGAAAAGACAGGAAGCUUAAGCUUGGUCAAGUAAGAAAUGUUAAAGAUGCCCCUGUUUAGUCCACCCUGGAUAAAUAGAAUUUCCUAGUACAGAUAUGCAAAGUUGUAUCUUUGAUGGCUAGCUGUAGCCUCCUUGGUCUGCUGAAUGGUUUUCUGUUGUUUUCCUUAAGAAGCCUUUUUGUAAAAGCUAAGCAUACCUUUUCCUUUGUGCUUAAUAGUACUUUAUACAGUAUAGCUUUGUGCCAUGCAAUGUUUGAAUGCUCAAUUCUCAAGAACGAGCCUUGCUGGGGUGAGGUAGUGUUCACCUGUAAUCCCAGCACUCGGAGGGCUGAGGAAGGGGAUUCAGUUGGAGGCCGUCCUGGGCUGUAGAGCUAGGCCCAUCUUGAAGAGUGGGUAUUGUUAACUUGUUGCUGACUUUGUAUUGACCCCUGCAUCAGCAACUAUUUCCUUAAAUCCAGGAUACAACUUCUUAAGUAUGACAGCUUUCCUUUACACACCAUUUUUGUGGGUGUAUAUAUAUAUUUGACUUGGGGAGAAUUAUUUUUUAAAAAAAUACAAAAUAGCUUUUUAAUUUGUUUAAAAUAGACCUGCCUGUUACAUUUUGUGCUCUUAACCAAUUAAAGAAGCCAGUGGCAUUUUUAGUUUUAUAUUCUCUGUUCCCACUCGUACGUUCCUGUUGAUUUGUGUGUGCCCUUUAUUAACUGCCAUUUUCUAAAGUUUUUUUCAAUAAAUGAAAGAAGAUGUGAAAAUAUAGAGUACUAGUCUUGGAAGGAGGAACAGCACCGCAAAUGCUUUACUCGGAUGGAGUCCCUUCUGGGCUGACUCACUCUCGGCAGGCUGGUGAGAACCCGGAGCCAGGGACUCUUAGUUCUAGUGAUAGCAGCAGAGACACUUUACUCUGGGCAUGUCACUGGCUUACUGAAGCUCACUCACAGCUGUCCUAAGGGCAGGCACUGUUGUGUGCACACACGCACGGCAUGCACACUCACGCGCGCGCGCGCGCACACACACACACACACAUGCAUGCACGAAGAGCCUAAGACAUGAAAGUAAACAGUUCACAGAUGGUUCUAGAAUAGGAACUUAAGUUUGAGGAAUCUGGCUCCAGAUGUUAUGUUCCUGCACAGCCAAAAAUAAAAAAUAAUGAGUUAAUAUCUUUUCCAGUAUUUUCUCAAUUUGGUCAGAGAACUGGACACUUGCAGGAUCUAAUUCUAAGUCUAGUACCCCAAAUUACAUUCCCAAUAAGAAGCAUCCAAAGAACAUUGGGAAUGUUGUCCUGUCUAGCACUACCCAGUGAGACCACACUGGCCAGAUGCUGAAGCCGUGGGUUCCCUAAGCCUUCCUGUAAUCCUUCGGUAAGUCAGAGUUCCUUGAACUUCUAAUGCUGCCCCCACCCAUUCUUAUAAAAGUACCAGUGCAGGGCUUGUUUAAUAAAGUGCUCACCAUGCAAGCAUAGGAGCCUGAGUUUGGCCUUUAGGGUGCAUGUAAAGAGAGGCCAGGUAGCACGGUUGUUAUCCCAGUGCUGAUGAAGCAGAUACGAGAUGAUUUCUAGCAUGCUGCCUGGCCAGCCUAAACACCAGGGCUGGGGAGAUGACCAGAUGGGUAAAAUGCUUGCUGUGUAAAAAUCCCCAGAACCCACAUAGGAGACAUGAAUGGUAAAGCACAUCUAACCCUUGUGUCGCAGGAACACAAGGCAGAGGCUAGGGUCUUGCUGGCCAGCCAGACUGGCUGAAAUAGCAAGCUGCAGGGGCAGCAAAAGGCCUGGCUCAAAAGUCAGGGUGCAUAGAAAUGGAGGAAGACUUGUGCUGUCAACCACGGGCCUCCACAGGUACAUAGACCAAUACUCUAAGUCAGCCCCUACCUCUCUGCCUGGGCACACAGGGUGACGAUUUGAAUUCGGUGACCCACUUAGAGGUUUUUGAAAGUUUAAUCAGAUAAUGAUACUUGCAGAGAGACUGAGUCACUGCUGUCAGACGGGAGGUUCCAGUGCUGGGAGAGUAGGCUGUGGUUACUUCACACCCGCUGUACCCUUUGCUUUAUAUCUAUACAAAUAUAACCUUGGGUUUGGGUUUUUGUUUUUUCCUGUGUUGGGGCUCAAACUCAGGGCGUUGUACAUGUUAGGCAAAUGUUCUAAAACUGAGCUACAUCCCAGCUGUCCAAGCACAGACUUAUAUAUGCCCCCCUUUUAAUAAACAUUCCAACUAUGUGGACACAUUC
Messenger RNA from Rattus norvegicus (Norway rat), 2956 nucleotides. RefSeq names its product signal peptidase complex subunit 2 (gene Spcs2). The record is from RefSeq and is marked provisional. The transcript is spliced from 5 exons. Gene Ontology annotation, cellular component: endoplasmic reticulum membrane; membrane; signal peptidase complex. Gene Ontology annotation, molecular function: peptidase activity. Gene Ontology annotation, biological process: protein processing; protein maturation. The coding region runs from base 6 to 686 and encodes 226 amino acids. Lineage: Eukaryota; Metazoa; Chordata; Mammalia; Rodentia; Muridae.